Messenger RNA from Thlaspi arvense, 705 nucleotides. NCBI's taxonomy places the organism in Eukaryota, Viridiplantae, Streptophyta, Magnoliopsida, Brassicales, Brassicaceae. The record is from the annotation of a GenBank genome assembly.
AUGGUUAAACUUGCAGUGAAGAAGCAAGGCCCUUAUCUGUUUCUUCUCCAAGCCUCGUUUAAGCUCUCUAAAUCAAUGGCUUCCACACUUGUUCUUCAAUUUCUCUCUUCUUCUACGAAUCUCAACGUCGCAGUCCCAAGAACCUAUAGCUUCAAUGUACAAAACAACCGUCGAACAAUGAAGUGUUCUUCGAUUCCAGAGCCAAAGGAUCAGUUUCUCGAUCUCACACCUGCACCUGAAUCAAUCAACACGACGAGCGCCGAGAAGUUCCCGAUUGAGAAACGGAGAAGAUCGGAGAUCAUACGAGACAGAAAGCAAAGAGGGAUCGAGAAGCCUGAGCCUCCGAAUUUCGAGAUUGGUUGGAAGAGAACGAAAGAGAUAAACUUGGAGAAACCGAAAGGGUACGUGAUAAUGGAUUUCUUGGAGAAGUUCGAAGGAUUAAUGGCGAGAGAGUUUGGGUCCAAGGAGCUUCUUGCUAAAACUGGCGAGAUAGUUGCGGAGAGAGCGAGAGAGGAAGCUGAGGUUUUGAGAGAUGAAGGGAAAGUUGAAGAGAGAAUGGUGACUGAGCUUUUCAGGGUUUUGAAACUGAUGGAGAUGGAUUUGGCCAUGGUUAAAGCUUCGGUGAAAGAAGAAACUCUCAGUGAGAGGAUCGAACAAGCUAGAGCUAGAUGCAGACAAGCGAUUCUAGUUGCUAAUUCUUUCUGA